Messenger RNA from Betta splendens (Siamese fighting fish), 2230 nucleotides. RefSeq lists its product as uncharacterized. Gene Ontology annotation, biological process: immune response. Gene Ontology annotation, cellular component: extracellular region. The record is from RefSeq and is a predicted model, not a curated record. NCBI's taxonomy places the organism in Eukaryota, Metazoa, Chordata, Actinopteri, Anabantiformes, Osphronemidae. Gene Ontology annotation, molecular function: cytokine activity. The transcript has 4 exons. The coding region runs from base 481 to 1200 and encodes 239 amino acids.
GCAGGUCUUCGCAUGUCAGCUCCGCCGUGUGAUGCAACGAGCUUUUCCCGAGCUUCGUCACUCAGGAUGACUCUGAGCUUGAUUUGUGUUUCGUAAACGGGAAUUACCCACAGGAGCCACAUAAAUAUUCCAACGUGCUGUAAAUGGAAGCCCAAAGCGACCGCAGCGAGUUGACCGGCGGACGGACCCCGACCCAGAGAGACGCGCAGCCGCCUUGACAGACAUGAACCCUCUGCCCGGUAAGAGCUCCACGGCUUAGGUCUGCAGGAACGAACCCGCAGCUGGACCCACCUGGCGCUGGUCAGCUGUGGGGGUCAGGUGCCGCCAGAGACACGGACAUUCGGCUCACUGCUGCCAAAACUAAGCUCAGCUGAGCGCUGCAGAUUCACAAUGAACAUACUGUAACUAUACUGUAAUAAUAUGAGAAGCAGCAAGUAGCUACACUGGCGGCCUUUGGUUACACUGGAUCACACUAACUUCAUGAUCUGGAAAGAGAGAAAGAGUCUAUCAUUCAUUCACGUUUUUGUUCAGGUGUUAAUCAUGUCAAUGAACAAAUCCAUGUCUUUAAUGUUUCCUGGCAGAGUCACUGAGUUUCUGUUUGUUGUCCCUCCAGUCUUAGUUCUGUUCAACUGGUUCUUGCCAGCGUUGGUUCUAACAGCACCGGCUUCCCCCCAGAAUCAGGGCCUCAAAAAGGCCGUGGAGCAAACCAAGAUGGUGCUGGACAAAGUCCUGGAGACCACCGCCACCAUUCCAGGUUUGACCCUCACCCCCCCCAGUCAGAGCACAGACCUGGACAGGAUGCGGAAGGAGUUGGACAUUCCCAACCCGCCCACCAUCGAACCGCUGUCACCCAACUUCACACUGGACAUGUGUAUGAGUCAUAUGUUGGCUGGAAUCCAGCUGCAUCAGAGUCUGGUCUCGGUUCUGUCGGGAAAACUCAGUGGGCUCAGCAACUUGAACAGCGACCUCAGAGACCUGAAGCUACGCAUCGACAAGAUGAAGGAGGCGGCACAUCUUAGUGAUACCAGUGGCUUGGAUCAGAACUCUAGCUCCGACCUUGUCAGUCAUCUUGAUACUGACUACAAUGUCCAGGUGGCGGUUCACCUGACGCUGACGCAGCUCCAGACCUUAUGCCAAGACAUGAUCCGCAGCCUCAGAAACAUCAACAGCUACUACAGGCUUGGAGCAGCGUUGCACUAAGCCCGAAUCAGCGCUGCAUUCAGGGACAUACAUGUGGAUGUGAAACAGACUGAACCAUGUGGAGGCGUGGACGCUCAGACGGCUGUACUGUUAGAACGCAGCACUGAACAUAAUUAGUUCUUUAUAUUUAUUUAUUUAUAUUCUAUUUAUUCUAUUUAUUCCGAUACAGUUGAUGCUAACAGAGCGAUGAGCUGAGUCGACUGCAACGUCCAGCAACAGAAUAAGCACAAAAGCCAGUGGAGACAAACAUUAAUCUAAAAAAAUGUAUUUAGAACUUUUAUUCAGUUGGAAUCUGAAGAGAAACAUUUGUUUCUGUGAAACGCAAACAUUUUAUACCUGGUUUUGACAUGACAAGAUGCCUUUUAUGGAACCAGAGCCCAAGACAUACCUGUGUGCUCUUACAGGUUUACAUUAGUCGGAACUAUAUAUCUAAGACCAGAUUCAAAUAGAGCAUCUACUCUGACCUCGUUCAGCCUGAGGAUCAGGGACUCGUCUGGAAAACAAGCAGCAGGCAAAACCCCAACAUGCAAGUCUGAACGUGCUGCUGUCGUCUCUUCACUUGCUGCAUAAUGUUCAGGAACAUUGUUCAACGGGUCUAUGUUAAAAUGCUCUUAUCAAUAAUAUUAUUACUCUUAUUAAUUCAGUAUUUAUUUGGGAGCUUUGCUCUAAACAGCUUUGCUCUAAUAACAUUAGUUUUUUCACUUGUUAAUUUGCUCAUGUGUAGCUUUGUGAAUGUUGUUAGAGUGAGGUUGACAAUAAAGAGAGAGAGAGAGCUGCUGAUUAACUCGAGGUUUGAUCAACAGCAACAAUGAUAACGAACAUUUGACUUUAAGUCAUGACGUCAAGUUGUUAUUUACUGAAAUGUGUGAAACCUGAUACUUUAUUACUUAUACUUUAUUUAUACUAAAUGUUUCUCUGCUAUUUUUAUAAUGAAAUUUCUAUUUUUAUAUUUCAUUUUUUAUAUGCUCACAGUCUGUUUUGUGUCACAGUCUUUGUUCAUUCAUUUUCCAAAUAAAGAUAAUUCACUUUG